This is a messenger RNA of Lineus longissimus, 4773 nucleotides long. RefSeq names its product cyclic AMP receptor-like protein A. Gene Ontology annotation, cellular component: plasma membrane. Gene Ontology annotation, biological process: cell surface receptor signaling pathway; adenylate cyclase-activating G protein-coupled receptor signaling pathway. The record is from RefSeq and is a predicted model, not a curated record. Lineage: Eukaryota; Metazoa; Nemertea; Pilidiophora; Heteronemertea; Lineidae. The transcript is spliced from 10 exons. Bases 3 to 1025 code for a protein of 340 amino acids. Gene Ontology annotation, molecular function: G protein-coupled receptor activity.
ACAUGGUGGAUGAAACAACGCUCUUUCCACUUCUUCCCUCUGAUGAGGGAAAUACCUCCACAUUUGCCACUCUAAGCUGUACCCUUUUCCCGGAAAAUCCAAGUCAGUGCGAUGUGAUUGUCGCUGUGAAAAGAGGAAUGGCUGCCUUGUCAUUAAUUGGCAGCGUGUUCAUGAUCGGGGUGAUAUGGCUUUUCAGGAAGUAUUCAGCAUUCACACAGAGAUUGAUCUUAUAUCUCAGUAUCGCUGCUCUUCUUGACAGCAUUGCCUAUCUCAUGGGUGAGAUUCAUCCAGACGGAGCACUUUGUGAUUUUCAAGCUUUUUGGCUGAACAUGUUUGAUUGGGUGAUCUUGAUGUGGAUCAUGUGCGUCACUUUCAACCUCUUUAUGAAUGCUGUCAGAAUGGUCAGCACAGAUAGAUUUGAAUGGGCCUACCACUUGUUGUCAUGGGGAUUCCCAUUGUUUAUUUCUUGCUUACCGUUCAUCGAUAAUAAAUAUGGUCCAGCUGGUCUCUGGUGUUGGAUUGAGGACGAUUGGCGAUGGAGGUUUGGAAUCUGGUAUGGACCAAACUUCGGCAUUAUUGCUCUGAUGUUCAUCACCUAUCUUUAUAUUGUCAUCACUGUCAACAGAAAGGUGAAAACCUGGGAAGGAUUGUAUGACCCAGAUAUAGAAAGACAAAAACUAUUACUUAAAGAAGAUGUGAAGCCACUGAGGGCAUACCCUUUUGUUUAUCUCAGCCUGUCCAUAUUUCCUUUAGUUAAUCGAAUACAGAAUGCAAUCAACCCUCAUAACCCAGUAUUCCCACUGGUCCUCCUGCAUGCAAUGUCAACACCCUUACAAGGGGCCAUCAACGCUGUUGUGUUUGGCUUAGAUAAAGAGACCACAAGCAAAUUAACACCAACACAGAUUAAGCUUGCUUUCCAAAAACACAGAGAAGCUUCCCAGUCGACGAUCCGAGAAUACCCAGCAGAGGAAUCCGUCAACAGUUCGAACGUUGCCUACCAAAUGCAACAGGACGAGGUGAUCUGACCACUUCUUGUCCAGGAAGAUUCAGACUAGAUACAUUGAGUGUGUGGCUUUGUGAGGGUAGGCUACACAGCCAGAUUUCCAACAUGUUUUUCUAUGUAAGUCCUAUACACAACAUGAAUUAUGGCGGGUGUUUUCUCUUACAAAUUGAAGAAGUAUGAAAGACACAUUUUCUGAAUAUUUGGACAUAAAAGUUAAGCCUCUAGGCUCUAUGUAUUUAUACUAAGUCAGAUAAUUAAGAUUUAUGUGAAAUUAAUGUCGGCGUCUUGAUGUAACAUUCAAAUCCGCCUUACCGAUAUCUUAUAUUUGGUACAUUUGCCUGUGUAUUUGCUCCAAUUGCAUGGUUGGUGUCCACUGCUACAGUUUGCAAACACUGCUUUUAAUGACGCAUUGUUUGCAGGUGCGUUGCAGUAUUAGAGCACUGUUUUAUCAAAUUGACGCCUGGCAUCAGAUCAUUCUGAAAUAUUUCAAAGAAGUUUUCAUUGAAUAAGGACAGAAAUUUACUGUGAGAUGUCUAGAUUUUCCGUGUAUUUGAUUCUCACAAAUUUUUGCAACUGACCUUGAUUCAGGAUCGAAUAAGUGGCACGUUUUGUCAUUAUUUGUCCAAGAAUCUUUUUAGUUUUGUAUAUAUGUAUGAUAUAGGCAAACAAAAUUGAGGUUGAAAGAGACCUACCAGGUACUUGCCAUGUUUUGUACAUUGUACCAAGUAUGGAUUAAUCUACAUGUAUACUUGUAAAAUUGUACCAGUCUGUUUGUACCAGUCUUGUUUGAAGGUAGAUUGUUGUUGUGAUUCAUUGUUGUGAUAUGUGCAGUGUUCUAGUUAAAGCUUACCUGGAUCAGUUAAUUGGAGGUGUGUAAAUAUCUUAUUUAUGUUCGAAUCUGAUAACUUUACAAUAUAAUAGACCUUUAGCAGCCCAUGACCAAUGAAAUACCUUGGAGAAUGUCAGGGCAGACGGAUUUCUAGGUAUCUAUUUUGCGCAAAAUAAACACGAUAUUCAAGUAUGUGUACUGUAAACCCCAGAAAUAUUUGCAGCCAUUUUUUUUCACAUUUGAGGAAUGGAAACUUUAAUCAUUUAUCCUUUUGACAACUCUGUUACACCUAUUUCAAUUAAAUUUGUCUUUUCAGACCAUAAAUAUUUGUGAUAAUCUGUGAAUGCGAAAGGCAUGAAAAUAAGAGGCGCAUGAAUAUUUCUGGGUUAGUACUCAUUUUCGUUCAAAAUUCAAAGAAAAUUUUAUUCUAUGCGUUUCUUGAAAUUUUGCAUCACCCAACCAUUAGCUUUUGGGUUUAAGAUUUCCAAAUGUGAAAAAAUGCACUGAAUAAUAUUUUGAUAAUGCUGAUACCUAGAUAUCUAACAUUUUCAAGGCUUGUUUAUAUAUUUGUCCUGGUAUACCCAUGCUGCGUAUACCAAGUCACAUUUGCAUACAUAAUAACUGUCGUAUGGUUGCCACUGUACACAUAUAGGAACCAUAACUGUUAUAGUUUUGUACCAAAACAUUUAUUAUAUUUUUCUAUUUGUCUGUCGGAUAACUUUGUAUCAAGUAGAUAACUGUAAAACUUCCUCUGGGCGGUUUUCCCUACCUCAUGAAGCAGUCUGUGGACAUCUCAUGAUUCCAGUACUGCUUUGAGGAUGUUGAAUAAUCUACCAAUGGCAAUUGUUUUAUUGUCAUACUGAUACUCGGUUUGCUCUGGGAAGUUUUUACAGUAUGUAGACGGUUUACCCUGGUUAUGACUUUCGAACGCCCACUUGCCUGGUUUUCCCGAGGGUGGCGCCACUGUCUAAGCGUGAAAAACACGACAAGUCCAACAGUCGUUGCAGCAUGCACCGAGCAUUAUCCGUGAGUUUAUGAAAAAAAUAUUCAGAUAAAAAAGAUUAUUUUGGCAGAAAGAUUACAUUACAAUACAUGCAAGAUAUGAAUAGCAAACAUUAAAAGAGUAUUGCUCUCUUGGAGAGUGAACAUAAUGAAAACGGGGAUAAAAGUUGGAUAUGUUUUGUGAAUUGUAUUAUUUAUGCCAAAAUACAUCUUUUUUAUUUACUACUUUUUUUGUGCAACUCAUGGAUAGUGCUCUGUGCAUACUACAACGACUGUGGACUUGUCACUUUUUAACGAUUAGACAGUGGCGGCACCCUCGGGAAAACCGGACAAGUGGAUGUUCAAUAGUCAUAACCGUUUACCCUAUGUCGUUACAUCAGUACUGUAAGCCAUGAACUGUCAGGAUAAUGAACUAUUGAAAUGUGGUCAUCUUUAUUUGGCCGUAGACUAAAUUCCAUGUAUCAAAAAAAUUUUUGCCAGAAUUUGCAUAGGAGUUUACAUUUUUGCCAGUUUAACAUGUUUAAUGUUCAUGUUUACCUUCAAAAUCGUGAAAAUAAAACGGAUGUGAACAUUUCCUGGUCUACAGUACUUAGUAAUAUGUAAAAAUUUAUAUUUUGUAUAUUUAUCUAUCAUGUUAUGUGUCUGGUUCGAACAGAUGUCUAUGGUGAACAAUUUGGUUUAAAUACGCCAUUAUUUUUACGAGAGACCACUUUUCAGUCAUGCUCAUAUUCUUGUGUGGUUGUUGUAUUUUGUUGACCACGACCUUAUCACGUGAAAUAUUGAGGAAUUGAUCUGAUUUAUAUCAUAAGACAGUGAGACAGUGUCGCCAUUAAUCACAAAAACCAUGCAUCAAUAGUGUUCUGGUGUUUUUUAAAGUGCUCUUAAAGCGAAUUUAGUGAAAGCAAUACAAUGCCCGUGCUUCAGUUGGUAUCAAAGCUCUGGCUGCAUCAUCAAGUUAUAGGCAAGUUACUGAAAGGUACCCUAUUGUGGGCCCUAUUUGUGCACAUGUUGAGUAGGCUGAAUUCAGCAAACUGAUCUGCACUGGACAUUUAAACAGAAAAUGAGAAGGUUCAUUUUUAAUGCCCGAGAAAAUGUAAAAAAUAAGCUUUCACGUGUUGUGGGAAAUCCCCUUUAACCCUUGAACUCACUAUAAAUGCACAGUUCUUGUGAUAGAUUGCGACUCUGUCUUUCUCUCUUGUCAAAGUUUUAGUGUUGCGUCACAGACAACAUCCUCUGUGACGCAUCACAUAAAAGUACAUAAAAGUGAGGUCGCGAUUUUGUAUGUGACGUCAUUUGCACUUUUUUGAGAACAUCUCUUAUAUCUCUGUUAUCAUUAUCAAACAACCAUCAAAGUUUCAUAUUUAUGAUAUAUGUGUAAUUUCAAAAUGAUAUCACCGGUGACUAGCUGAAAUGAGAGCAUUUUAGCUGAGCUCAAGAUAUUUGGCUAAGAUUUUCAAUCAUGUUUUCUUUCCGGUUGCUCAUAAAUGUUGAACAUUGGUUGUGGUACACAGUUUAAUGAAUAGUGUAUUAAAUUUACAUUUUUUUUGUGAUUAUGAAUAUACAUGUAUGUUGAAAUUAUAUUGUUGUAUAAUUUAUAGAAAUCAUAUUAUGUAUUAUGAUGUAGGUGUAGCUAGCACUUUCAUGUAUUAUAUAACUAUCUUUAUUCACCCUUUCUGUGGUAAGGUAAAUAUUUUUUGUAGGGUAACAUAUUUGUUUCUAGUUGAUACAUCAUGUUCUUAUAACUUUCUGUCGUGAAAUAAAGUCAUCUCAAAAAUUCAAAUUAUUGUGGAUAAAAAAUGGAGCCUGAAAGUCACUCCAUGCUUGUGUCCAUAUUUCGAUAUCAUAUUUGGGCCGUUUAUUUUGUACGUACUCAUCAAGGAAGGGCAUUUGUAAAUUUUAGGCCCAUUUUGAGUACUAUGUCUGUGUGUGAGGGGGGGUG